GCUAAGCAUGGAGGAUAGAAAAAGAGGUAAAAGGACCAACCUCAACUGGACCUUUACAUACCCAUGUACUUAAGAGGAAUUUGAUUAACAAUUACAUUUUGGUUAAAGAAGCCCCCUUUCCACACUCACCUAAGCAAGGAUGCCUUGAGUCUGUGUGAAAUAUCACAUCAAGUGAAGGGGUGGUGAGGAAGGGGGGAGAAGUGAGGAAGGGCUGAAUCUGGUGCAGGAGUCAGUACUUCUGACCAUCCUUGGGCCUUCUCCCUGGGUUCCCUGAUUGUGAGGUAAAGCUCAUACUCAUACAUUUGGCAUUCAAGGCCCUUUAUAAUCUGGACGGUCUGGUUUUAUUUCCUUUUGUUCCAUCUCAGCAUUCUGCAUGAUUCCCAUUCCCAGAUUCUCAGAUCAAGAAAGGACCACAGAAGUCUGAUCUAAUCCAACCCACAGCUGAGUGGGAAUCCCCUCUGCGAUACUCUCAGUAAAUAGUCAUUCAGCUUGGACAGCUCUCAUUGUCAAGAGCUUCUGCCUGCCAUCUUACCUGAAUCUGUCUCCCUUCAGCAUCCACCCUUUGCUCCUCAUUCUGCCCUCUCAGGCCAACCUCUUCUGCCUGGAAGCUCUUCUGUUUUUUUUUUUAAUAUAAAUUUAUUUAUUUUUAGUUUUCAACAUUCACUUCCAUAAGUUUUUGAGUUCCAAAUUUUCACCCCAUUCUGAAUAUCCCUCUGGAAGCUCUUCUAACACUUGAAGGCCACGAUAAAGCUCCCCCUCAGCUGGGCUGCUCACAGCUUUCAGACACAUCCUGUACUUUCAGGGCCUCCAAACAUUUGCUCACCUAAGUGCCCCCCACUGACCCAAAACCUACCAACCGUUACAGGUUGUCUAUGAGCUCAAGCUUCCCUCCGUGAUCAGCAGACACCUCAGUUCCCUUACUCUCACUGACUACUCUGGUCCACAGAUCCCCCUCUUCCUAUUUGUUACAUCCCUCUGAGCCCACAGAGCUCAAGGUGCAUCCCCAUCAGGCCCACUACUCACUUAAUACUGCUCAUGUGCUACCUGGUACUACUAGUAAUCUUUUCCUGUACAUUUUACAAGGGAGCAUGGCAAAAAAGAAAAAGCCCUGGACUUGGAGUCAUGAGAGGCCUGGGUUUGAAUUUAGCCUUUGAUAUUUCCUUAGGGAUAUAACCCUGGGCAACUUACUUAAACUCUGAGCCUGGGUCUCCUACUUUACCUGUUAGUGUGAGGAUCAAAUGGGAUAAUGUUAUGUAAAACACUUUGUAAACGUUUUAAAGACUCUAUGUGCCAGCUAUAAUCUUCUCAAAUAGCUCUGGGCAUAGAGUAUAUUCUUUGUACUGUAUUCUCACAGUGCUUCCCUAGCAGCAAACACAGUCAUGUCCACACAGACCUCAGAAUUGCUGGAUUUGGGGUUUGUUUCCCUGGUCAGUGAGGGCUCAGUCAGUAGGCUGGGAGGCUGAAGUGCUCAUUAGUCAGUGAGUUAGUGAGGGCUUGGGUUCUGGAUUUCCUACUGGGGGUCUUGGACUCCUCUGAAUUCCUAGGAUUUUUGGAGCAGAAAGGAAUGUUCAAAAUCAUUUAGCAGAGUGAGACUUGUCAGCGUCACACAGUGGGAAAGUUAGAUUUCAAAUUCAGGUCCUCAAAUUCCAAAUCCAGUGUUCUUUCCUUUACACCAUGCUACCUUUCAAAAUUAAGAUGCCCUAAGUUAAGCACUCUUUUUUGAACAGCUACACUAUUUGGACAGCUAACUAUUCUGUGAUCAAUGGUUUGUCACUACAAAACCAACUGGUCAGUGAGGGCUCAAGGCAUCCUUGCUCCUUAAGGGUCCAUGGCACGCAGGCUAAGUGAGGGUUUGGGGUUUGAGUUUCCCGGUCCCAUCAGCAAGGGGUUGAAGUGAUUCCAUAUAAGGCAGUGCUGUGGGUGUACGCCCAGCCCAGAUACAGGACCCAACAAGUUGCUGUAAACACGUUGUCAGAUCCUGCCUCUGUGAAAGCUGCCUCUCUCACUGUCUCUGUGUAGCUCUACCUUGGUUUGGCUAACCAGGCCUGUGGCCCAUAAAGUCCCUGCUGCCAUGUGUCAGCCUGUUAGUCAGCCUCUGAGGCCUGGCUGAGAGGCGGCAGCUCGGAGUCCCUAUAAACUCUCCAACCUAGCCUGGUCUAGCCCCAGCCUUCCUGGGCCGAGAGAGACACUCAGAAGGCUCUCAGCCUAGAGCUGCCGGCCAGAGGACCGGGAGGGUGCGUGGGGGAGAGGCAGACGGACCAGACAGGAUACCGGCUGGCUGACAGGCAGGCAAGCAGGGGACCACGGGGGGGGGUGAGCCUGAGGGCUGGCCUAUCCUGGCACUCACCUCUGAGAGUUUGUGCCAUCCCCUAACACUAUCUUUGCUGGAGGCUGGUCAGAGAGAACACUUUGGGCAACAUGACCAGGCCCUCUGGGGUGCUGGGGAGUGAGAGGGGACUGUGACCAGUAGGGCAGGGCAGAUAGUCAUUUCAGGGGCAACAGCACAGACUGGACACCAUGUCUGGGAAGCGCGGUCGGUCCCGUAGACCCCGAACUAAGAGACAGGGCCGUGGUCGGAAGGGAGGGGGUGAGACAGGCUCUGUGGUUGAGAGUAGGCCACUGGCCCCAGGGGGCCCCCAGGAUGGGGCGGGUCAGGGAAAGCACGUGAUGGAGGAGAUGGAGGAGAUGGGCAGGUCAGUUGCUGUCGGGCACCCUGAACCAGUGGUCAGGUCAGAUUGCUCAGGGGCAGUAGUGACAGAGGCUUCAACUGCAAGCCCAGAAUUGGUGUUGGUCACAGCCAUGGAGCUGGGGCGAUAUGGGGCUAGCUGCCCUGACCCAGCCCUGGCACAGGAAGUAUUGAGACUCCAAGAGGUCCAGCUGUGUCUGGAGAGGGAGCAGCUCUUAUUGGAGGACCGCCGGCGGCAGAUUCAGCUCCAACUGCAGCUGGAGGAGCAACUCUGGAGGGAAGAGCAACUAUGGCAAGAGGAACAGCGGUGGCUUGAGCAGUUACAAGAGGAGCACGCAUGGGUACGGAUGGAGGGGAUUGAGUUAGCCCUGGAGCUGGAGCAGCUAAGGACAGGUGGCUUUGAAGAGCAGGAGGAACAGGUGCAUGGUCAGCUCCCUGGUCCGACUGCCAUGGCUCGACGAUCUCAGAGCUCCUCCCAGGGGGACAACCCCCUAGCCCCGGACUACCUGCCCCCCCACUACAAGGAAUACUACCGGCUGGCCUUAGAUGCCCUUGCUGAGGGGGGAGCUGAGGCCUACCGACGCUUCCUGGCUGAUGAGGGAGCCCCUGACUUCCUGUGUCCUGAUGAGCUGGCUCAUGUGAGCCGACAUCUUCAGCAGCCACAGCAUGCCUCCCGGGAGAAUGCCAAUGCCCAGGGAAGUGCCUCCGGAUCCCUUCCCCGAGCAGAUGCUGACGUAGACAUGGAUGGCUCCUCUGGUACCUACUGGCCUGUGAAUUCAGACUUGGCUGUGCCUGAACUUGACCUCGGAUGGCCUAUGACCUUUGGCUUUCAGGGCACCGAAGUGACCACGCUGGUGCAGCCGCCGCCACCUGACAACCCCAGCAUCAAGGAUGAGGCCAGGAGGAUGAUCAGAGCUGCGCAACAGGUGGUGGCCAUUGUGAUGGACAUGUUCACAGAUGUGGACCUGCUGAGCGAGGUGUUGGAGGCAGCUGCCCGACGUGUCCCUGUUUAUAUCCUCCUGGAUGAAAUGAAUGCCCAGCAUUUUCUGGACAUGGCUGAAAAGUGCCGGGUCAAUCUGCAUCAUGUGGAUUUCCUUCGGGUUCGCACAGUCUCAGGCCCCACCUAUUACUGCCGCACAGGAAAGUCCUUCAAGGGCCACGUGAAGGAGAAGUUCCUGCUGGUGGAUUGUGCUGUGGUGCUGAGUGGUAGCUACAGCUUCAUGUGGUCCUUUGAGAAGAUUCAUCGGAGCAUCGCUCAUGUUUUCCAGGGAGAGCUGGUAUCCAGCUUUGAUGAGGAAUUUCGCAUCCUCUUUGCUCAGUCUGAGCCAUUGAUCCCUGCAGCUGGGGCUCUGGCCCUGGCCUUGACCCACGCGGACACUUAUGCCCUGACUCCAUAUGGGGGCCCAGGGCCCCUGAUGGGGGCUCCUGUAGGAGGACCAGGGUCCUUCUUCCCCAAGCGUGCCCACUUGCUGUUCCCACCACGUGAUGAGGGCCUGGGCUUCCCCUCCUUCUUGGACCCUGACCGUCACUUCCUAUCAACCUUCCGCAGGGAUGACCUACUUCGGCAUUCAGGGGGUGCGGGAGACAUGCAUGGGCUGAGGAUGCUCUCACGUCGGCCUGGCAUGGAGCUAGAUGCUGGCCAUGGUGGGGAUCCCAGCACUCGUGGCUUCCUCCGUGCCAAGCACCUAGAGAUGGAAGCUGGGCACGGUGGAGACUCUGGUAAUCGGGGCUUCCUCCGUGCCAAACACAUGGAGAUGGAGGCUGGCAAUAGUGGGGACCCCAGCUCCCGUGGCUUUCUCCGAGCCAAGCAUUUAGAGAUGGAUGCCUUCAAGAGACAUACCUUUGCUGAUGGAGCCAUGGAGAACUUUGCUGCAUCCCGCCAAGUGUCCCGUCAGAUGUUUGUUAGCCAUGGUGAUGACUUCCGCUUUCAGACCAGCCACUUUCACCGUGACCAGCUCUACCAGCAACACUACCAGUUUGAACCCCAGUUCACAGCUACCCGGCCUCAGGGCUUGUUUGAGAAGCUGCGGGCUGGACGUCCGGGUUUUGGGGACCCUGAAGAUUAUGGGGUAGAGGGGAGCCCCCGUUUCCCAGAGUUAGAGGGCUUUGGCCCUCAUCCCGAGGGUCCUGGUGGACACCUGCGGCUGGACUACGUACCAUCCAGUGCCUCAAGGGAAGUCCGGCAUGGCUCUGACCCUGAACCCCGUGGACUGGAGCCUGGUGCCCCACAGCGCCCUAACAUUGGGCAAAGGUUCCUUUGCCAGUCAUCACCCACACAGAAGCAGAGUUUGGACCAACGGUGGUUCCCACCAGAGGCUGAACCAGAAAUGGAACCCAGCCGGAAGGGUGGGGCUGAGGGCCGGGCAGGGCUGCGCAACUGGCGUAUCUCCUCCUACCUCAGCGGCUGCCACUCUGAUGGUGGAGAUGAGGGUCUGCCUGGCCCCAUGGAGGCAGAAUCCUAUGAUGAAGUCCUGGGUGAUCCCCCUGGCCGCUAUCCCUUACCCACUGGGGACCUGCUCCCCUCCUCUUUCAGGACUGGGGGGCCCUUUCCCCCAAAGGCUCUAGGUGGGGGGGAUGGCCCAGAGCGUGAGGUGGCUGAAGGGGCAGCCUUAGUCAAGCAGGACUCAUUCCGCUCCCGCCUUAACCCCCUGAUCCAGAGAAGCUCCCGGCUUCGCUCUUCCCUCAUAUUCAGUUCAUCCCAAAAGGAGGGACCUGGAGGUGGGGCUGGUGCUGGGGCCACAAAUGAGAAAGUACAGCUCUUCCAGAAGGAGCAGACAGUCAGUGAGACAGUGGGCGAGGGUGGUGAGACAGUGCGGACAGCCUCCUCCUCCAAGGUGGCAGAACUGCUGGAGAAGUACAAGGGCCCGGCCCGGGACAGAGACCGGGACCGGGACCAGGAUAAGCCAGGUGGUUUGAUCACUGUUAGCAAAGCAGCGGUGUCACAGUCAUGGCGGCAAGAGACCGGGACGAGUAGUGGGGGUACUGGGGGGGAGCGACGUAGCCUCGAGAGCUGCCUUUUAGAUCUACGUGAUUCCUUUGCCAGUCGGCUGCAUGAAGAGGCUGAGAGACAGCCAGGUGCAGCUACUCUGAGUGCUGCCCAGCUUCUUGAUACCCUGGGUCGGGGUACUGACAGACUGCCCUCUCGAUUUCUUGCCUCUGAUGGCAGGGCUGCCCUGCCCCAGGGCAGGGCAAGUCCUCCACCUGAGAGGAAAGGAAGCCCCACACCAGCCUAUCCAGAGAGGAAGGGGAGUCCUGUGCUUGAAAAGAGAGGGAGCCCCAUACCAGCAUUUCCAGAAAGGAAAGGGAGCCCUGUGCCACCUGUCCCUGAGAGGAAGGGGAGCCCCACAUCAGCAUUUCCAGAAAGGAAGGGAAGCCCUGUGCCGCCUGUCCCUGAGAGGAAGGGGAGCCCCACCUCAGCCUAUCCUGAAAGGAAGGGAAGCCCUACCUCAGCAUAUCCUGAGCAGCGCAGCAGUCCCCUACCUCCAAUGCCUGAGCGGAGGAGUAGUCCUAUACCCCCAGUACCUGAGCGGAAGAGUAGCCUCACAUUUGCUGGGGACACCCAGAAGAUAGGGACACCUGGGGAGGAAGAUAUUGGCCGACCAGAGCCCAGUUCCAUGGAGUUCCUGCGCAAGGGCUCACUUCGCCUAAAACAGUUGCUGAGUCCCAAGGGGGAGAAAAGGCUAGAGGAGGAGGGUGGCUUCUUAGGGCCCCAGGAGAAUGGGCAGCCUGAGGGCCCCCAUCGACCAUCACGGGGAGAUAGCCCAGAGGUAGGGGCAGAGGAACGGGGCUCCAGGCAUCGCCUGGCCUCUGCCACACCUAAUGCCCUCUACAGUAGUAACCUUCGAGAUGACACCAAGGUGAUACUGGAGCAGAUCAAUGCUCACAACCAGAAACAUCGUGGUGGGGCUGGAUCUGGGGCUGGGGCAGGGGGUGCAGCCCACAGCAGCCCUGAGCUGUACCGUUCACCUGCUGCUGCCCUGGAUGUCAGCAGGGCCCAUGAGAUGUCUGACAAGGACAAAUGCUCAGCCAUCUUCCGCUCAGACAGCUUUGGGGGCCAGAAUCGCUUCAGCCGGACACUCCCGGCUAGCCUGGAAGAACGAGACACCCUGCUACGAAAGAUGGAGAGUAUGCGGAAGGAAAAGCGUGUCUAUAGUCGCUUUGAGGUCUUCUGUAAGAAGGAGGAGGCCGGGGCAGGUGAGGCUGGGGCAGGCGAGGCUGAUGCUAGGGACCGCAAGGUGGGCAAGUUCAUGCCCAAGAUAUUGGGCACUUUCAAGACCAAGAAAUGAUCCAACACCCUGGCAAUCUUUCCUGCCCAGAGUGUCACUAUCACUGACUCACAUUACCACUAACAUACUCAACUCCAUUGUGGGUCCAGUGACCAAGCCAGAUGCCAAAUCUCUAAACAGGGUAGGUUGAGAUAGGGUGGGGAGUGAGUGCCAUAUCCUGAAGAACAGGAUGUCCCCUUGGGCUUAUGAGGGAUAUCAUUGCCCAGGGGUAGAGGACCACCCCCACCCUCACUGUGCUCACAAAGUCCAGUGUAUCUGGGCAGACCUAGUCCCCACAACGAUGUGCUACUGCCUUGCCUGCCUUUGGAAUGUGGGCUUUACCUUUUUGGGGGACUAUUCCUAUCUGUUCAUCCAAUUAUAUUGGUCUGUCUGUCCAUCUGUUCAUUUUCUAUAUCUUCCUUUAUUCCAAAGCUUUUCAAUACACCUUCAGUUGGAAGAUGUAUGCUCCAACCUCCUACCUCCAUACACUGGUUUGCUUAUCUGCCUAUCCCUUCUCCCACUGGUCUGCUUAAUUAUCUGCCUGUCCUUUCUCCCACUGGUCUGCUUAACCAUCUGUCUAUCCCUCUCUCUCUCUUCCCGGCCUAUUAGUGCAUCUCUCAGUCUAAGGAAUUUGGAAGUAACAAAUCCUCAUUUGAACAGAGCUUGAGAGUUUAUGAAAAGUAUUCACACACUGUCUCAUUGGAGCCUCAUAAUGGCCUUCUGAGGUACUUUUAUAGAUGAGGAAAGGAGCUGGGAGAAGUGAUUUGUUCCACGUUAUACAGCCAGGAAACUGUGGAGCUGGAACAAGAGACUAGGUUUUCUGGUUCCUUGUCUACUGUUCUUUUCCACUGUACCAAGUUGCCUCUCCAACAGAGAGAAAGGGUGGAAAAUCUUUGUGUGUGUGUGUGUGUGUGUGUGUGUUUCUCCCAGGGGAGUUCUUCUCUGCUUAGGGGAGGGAGGAGGGAACAUGUGAGGGCAGGGAGAGGUCAUAGGAUCAGAGAGAACCCUAUCUUACAGCAUUUAUAAGGUAGGUGGUCUUCCCAGCACCAGGUACUGUGUUUUGUACCCAGUAGGCACUUAAUAAAAGUUGGUUGAUUUGCAGGGUGGAUGGGGUGGGACCCUGGGGAGUUAUGGGUUCUGGUUGGGUGUCUAGAAAAGGGGGGCAGUGCUAUCUAAGGCUCUGAGCUAGCAUCUCUCCUAUUCUUGGUUGCGUGCCUCUCUGGGUGUUGAAGAGGGGCACCCAUGAUGAUGGACAUAAGAUGCUGGGAGAGUUCUCCUUGGGGAGGGGAUGGCACAGACUCAGUGCCUGUGUGUCUUCCGCCCUCUCCAGGGGAUGAGAGAAGGAGGGAUGAGGGAAGAAUAAUUUGCUGCAUCAAUAAAUUAGACUUGAAUUUAUUAAA
Messenger RNA from Phascolarctos cinereus (koala), 8351 nucleotides. It is a transcript of the gene SACK1H, whose product is annotated as family with sequence similarity 83 member H. Gene Ontology annotation, molecular function: keratin filament binding; protein kinase binding. Gene Ontology annotation, biological process: intermediate filament cytoskeleton organization; positive regulation of cell migration; protein localization to cytoskeleton. NCBI's taxonomy places the organism in Eukaryota, Metazoa, Chordata, Mammalia, Diprotodontia, Phascolarctidae. Gene Ontology annotation, cellular component: keratin filament. The record is from RefSeq and is a predicted model, not a curated record.